Molecule: messenger RNA, 2339 nt
Organism: Ilyonectria robusta
Lineage: Eukaryota; Fungi; Ascomycota; Sordariomycetes; Hypocreales; Nectriaceae
Exons: 1
Coding region: 138-2183 (681 amino acids)
Source: RefSeq, a predicted model, not a curated record
CAGGCGCCAACGGAACCGAGUCCCCGAGACCCCUCUCCAAAGUCCGCACCAACUUCGUUGCCAUUGAAAAGGACGGCAGGAUAGGCCUGCGACGGGAUCCCAGCCACGAGUCCACCGUCUCGAGGCAGAGUUUAAGCAUGGAUACGGAUGCCGAUUCCACCACGAGCGGCCCUGAUCGGCCUCUGGUGACUGCAGAUGAAGUGCCCAGGGCAACCAAGCUAUUCGUCCAGGAGACAAUCCCCGAGUCGCCUCGUCAACCGCCAGUCACCAAACCCGCAGCCGAAGACGAUGCCUCCGUCUUUGACAAACGCAGCGUCAGUCCAGCUAAGGAUGCUGGGUCUCUCUUUGGCAAGCGCAGCGCAAGCCCGGUUAAAGAAGCUGGUGCGGUCUCUGACAAGCGCAACCCCAGUCCAGCCAAAGAAGCCGGUUCUGUCUUUCCCAAGCGCAGCGUUAGCCCAGCCAAGAAGGUCGACCAAGUGAAGCCGGUGGCUCCCGUGGCGGCCCCGUUGCCCGUUGAACCCGCUGCGAAGUCAAUUGCAACCGCCACGAAGCCAAUUGAACCCGCCCCGAAGUCGCCAACAAAGGUGCCGAAAUCGACACCAGCCCACACGCCUGUGAAUGGCAAAGUCAAGACCGAAAAACCGAAAGAAGUUGCCAAAGAAACUCCCUCAACAGCACCAGCGAAGACGGCUGGUGCCAAAAAGCCUACGACUCGCCCUGCUGCAAUCUCGACUAAGCCUUCCUCCACUAGGCCACCAGCAAAGUCUCCUUCUGUAGCCAAGACCCCCACAAGUGCGACGUCGAAGCCCGGCUCCAAUGCGGCCCCCAAGGCUCAUGUCAAGCCUGCCGCAAAGAAGGAGCCGAUGACAUCCAGGACCGGUUCUUCUGUCGCUCGGCCUACUGCUAGCACUGCUACUAAGAAGCCGCAACCAUUGAAGCCCUCAACCAGCGAAACUGGCUUCGUCAAACCUAAACCCAAGUCUCCUACAAAGCCUGUCCACCUCCCGGCCUCGCUCACGGCUCCCACCGCAUCAUCGGUCUCCAAGGGAGCGUCCUCACGACAGACACAAUUGCGCCCGUCCAGCAGCGUCGGCAAUCUCAACCCCCCGGCACGCUCCCCCAGCAGGGCAAGCGUCUCAACCACGACAAGCACAGGUGGCAAAACCGUCAAGCGCAAGAACUCGACCAUCGGCCGCUCAAGACCUAGCCUAGGUCCACCUCCAAAGAAGGGAAACUCUGAUACUUACCCCCCUAAGAAGGAUGCACCCGUUGACGAAAGUUUCCUGGCGCGCAUGAUGCGACCCACGCAGUCCUCAUCAUCCAAGACGACGGAAAAAGCUCCAGUUACUCCUCCGAGAAAAUCGUCGAAUCGCCCAUCACUCUCGGGAUCUGACCAACAGCGAGAGACCCACUCGAGACUAGGAAGUGCUAAGAAACCUUCGAGAAGGCAAGCCGAGUCAUCUGUGCCAUCGGAUUACGCUCCGUCCAAGGAGAUGAGCCUUUCGCCAGUUAUCAGAGUUUCCGCCGCCCCUGCGCCGGAGCCCAUCGCAGAGGCAGCCCUUGAGCAGGUCCCUGAGCCUACGGAAGCCGGCAGCACCGAAGAGCCAACCGAGGAGGCUGAUCUGAACCCAAGGCCGGAUCUGAAAGAGACUACCGAGAACGCUGCGGCUGUUGAAGAUAUUGUGGAAGAGACUGCCAAUGAUGAAACUGUCGAAGAAGCCGUCGAGCCUAUGCAACAUGAGGAUGUCCAAGCCGAGGUCAAAGUCGAGGGACCGGUCGUGGAGGUUGAACAAGACGAGCCGGCAGCAGAAGAGCCGAAGGUGGAAGACAACGCUGUGGAGGCCACUGAAGUUGAAGCUGUGACCGAGACUGUGAUUGGCGCCAAGACUGAAGAGUCAACUGCAUUUGCCGAGCCCGAGCCUACGGUUCAAGAAUCAAAGAAGACCGAGGAUACUCCCGUGCUCGAAGAUGAGCCCGUUAUCGCCGAGCUGGCUCCUCCCGCAGUGACCGAAACUGUCGAGGAACAGCCUAACGACACCGAAAUCAAAGUCGAGGCUGUCACUGUUAAUGGAUCCCCGAUCCCCGAUGCCGGAAAAGAGGUGGAUAUCAUUGUGAAGGGAACCAAUGAGGAAGCUAAAAAGGAAGAUGCAGAGAGCGUCUCCAAGGAGGACUCGGCUGCAUGAUAGAUUUGUGGCAGAUUGAUACUAACUAACAAAGCCAUGCAGGCGGUGGAUAUUUUUUUUUUUAAGUUAUUUGUAUAAGAUACCUGUUAAAGCGAAGGCGAAUGGUGAAUUUAACUACCUUAGACUGGGAACCUGAUAACCACAUUAUCAAGUGCA